AUGCUCGUUGGAAUGAUUGGCUGGACCGUCAGUGGUAGCGCGUUCGACAGGAUCCGGUCAGCGGCUGCAGGCGCGGGUAUUAUCUCGUGCAUCACUUUCUUCACCACGGCGUAUAACAUCUGCCGGGGUCCGCUGGUCGUCGCCUACCCUAUCGAGAUCCUGCUCUUUCCGAUCCGAGCCAAGGGCGUGGCGUUGCUGAUGGGCUCAAUCAAGGACUCCAGCUUCUUUAGCCAGUCCGUCAACUCCAUCGACUUGUCAACCCUUUCAUGGAAGUACUAA
Colletotrichum destructivum is the source of this 279-nucleotide messenger RNA. RefSeq names its product Putative MFS transporter superfamily. The transcript has a single exon. Bases 1 to 279 code for a protein of 92 amino acids. NCBI's taxonomy places the organism in Eukaryota, Fungi, Ascomycota, Sordariomycetes, Glomerellales, Glomerellaceae. The record is from RefSeq and is a predicted model, not a curated record.